Molecule: messenger RNA, 1123 nt
Organism: Phalaenopsis equestris
Lineage: Eukaryota; Viridiplantae; Streptophyta; Magnoliopsida; Asparagales; Orchidaceae
Exons: 2
Biological process (GO): protein folding
Cellular component (GO): plasmodesma
Molecular function (GO): protein-folding chaperone binding
Source: RefSeq, a predicted model, not a curated record
UCAUCGUCCUCCCAUAUCCACCGAACAACUCCUUCAAUCCAUGGCAACAACCCUCAUAAAAACUCAAUCUUUUCCAAAGCCCCAGCAACUUUAUUCCCAAUCCCUCAUUCAAGAUCUCAUCCGCCAUGCUUCCGCCCUCGACCCCCAUCCCUACCCUCUUGCGCACCUCCUACUCCAUCGGCUCAUUCUUCUCCCUCUUUCCGGCAGAGAGCAUCUCCUCUUCCUCUCCGGGAAGUGGCUGCAAGGACGAUCCAAGCGAGGUUUCGUCGAUUCCUCGUCCGGCGAUCCCAAACGCUUAGGGAUCUCAAACGUCUGGCGUCCAUCAAAUCCAGCGCUGCCGAGCUGCGAUCGUCAAUAUCGGGUGAAUCGGACGCGGAGCCGGUGGCCAUUUCUCAGGAAGCAAUGGAUCUGCUACUUAAGCUCGAUUCUAUCCAGAGCUCUGAUCCGAUGAUUCGGGAUGGGAAACGAUCGAUUAGCAGAGAGCUUACGAGAAUGCUAGAGUUCGUGGACAAGGUCUUGGUGAGGGAUCGGCGGCUCUCUCUUCGAGCAAUGGAAGUAAUGGAGGACGCUGCGGGAUCAGUGCCGCGAACGAGGAGCGCUAAAAGAGUGAGUUUUGCAGAUAAUCGUAGGGGUAUUGAGGAAGAACCGAAAGAGAGGUUUUCUAGGGAUUUGGAGGAGAAUGAAGGAGUAUUUGAGAAUGGAAAUGGUGCAAUUCUCUGCAGGAAUGGUGGUUUUGAGCUCUCUGCUCCACAGCCAAUUCAAAUGGAGCAAAGGUUUGGUCGCUGAUGUUGUUAUUUUAGAUUGCAGAAAUCAUUCUCUAGGAGAUAGAGAAGGGUUUGUAUUGUUUCGUUUAUUUUUUUUUUCUAUUUUUUAUAUAUAUAUUUCUUUCUGGAUGUUAUAAUGCUAGGUCUGGAUUAUGGCUGAUUUUGAUGGGUCCUUCGUGUAGUUCUGUUUGUUUUUAGUCACUCUUUUGAGUCAUGAGAAUUCAUUUGGUAGCUUUUCUACUUUAGCCUUCGAAGGUGAUAAACUUAUUCAGCUGUUACUGUUUUCUAAUAUGAAAGCCUAACUCCUUUUGGUUGUGAAUCUCUUUAAGUGAGAUUGCAAACUCUGAACGAUCGAUUGU